Messenger RNA from Bombus impatiens (common eastern bumble bee), 1802 nucleotides. RefSeq lists its product as uncharacterized. The record is from RefSeq and is a predicted model, not a curated record. Lineage: Eukaryota; Metazoa; Arthropoda; Insecta; Hymenoptera; Apidae. The transcript is spliced from 4 exons. The coding region runs from base 273 to 860 and encodes 195 amino acids.
UCAAGGAUUAAUUAUUAAACGCUAAAUGCAUCAUGACCGAUAGCGGGAAUAAAAUAAUUCUUAGACUUACGAAUGAGCAAUCGAACCAGGCGGCUGGUAAAAAAAAUAUGAUAGUUGAAAGUAACAUUACACUUGUCAAAAUGUAAUUUUUUAAACUAUCCUAUACAAAAUAAUUAACUUUGGCCACAAAUUCAAAAUUACUUAUCUUAUAUUUAUGAUCUAAUUUACAUUUUACUACGCUAUGUGUUCUUGUAACAAACAAGAAUGCACCGAUGAUGUUCUCAGUCUUCCGUACGAACAAGCGUGAACAAAGCUCGCAAGAAGCAUCAUGGCGAACACCAGUAGAUCAAAUCGUUGAGGACUCUUAUGACGAAUAUUGCUCGCCUGCCUGUGCAACCCCAGCAACCCCAAGAACUCCUAUAUCAGCCCGACGAGAAUUCCGUACGCCAGCUGCGCCACUUAGAGUACUCAGCCAACGCCGCGAUCUAAGACAGGGAGUAGCUGUAGCAUCUCGUCGUUUGAAUUACGAUAUUAUAGCAACAGGAGACGACACAUUCGAUAGCUUGGACACAGACGAUAGUACAGGCUCUUCCCGUAAGUUAUUUUCAUUAUUUAAUUAUCCGUGUAGAUUUGUAAAACGCGUGUUUCAUUAUCUUGAAAUUAUGACAAGUAACCGGAUUUUGACAUUAAUUUCUGCACCUAGAACGAAUUAUACGCGACAUGUUUCGAUGUGCUCCUUCGUCUACUUUUCAAACUCUUCCAACUCCCCAAACUCGUACGGGGAAACUAGCACAAACAUCUUAUCGACUCCGUACCAGACCAUUACCACCAGAAAGACAAUAUCUACCCAGAAUAGCUAGAAUGACACCUUGUGGAAAAUGCUUAAGAAUUUGAAGACAACGAAAUGAAGGACUAAUAGACGAAACUAAAUUGUAAUUCAUACAAAGUACAAUUACUACAUUUAGAAAAAAACGUGGUCUGCUUUCUCUAGACAAAUUGUAAUUCAUAAGAUCACUCUCGAAGAGGAUUUUUAUAUUUGAAAAUAAAAUUAUUUCUUCGUCUUACGAAGAUAUUGUACAUAUCGUGUUAAACAUUUCGAAUUGCUUGUACAAAAGAUAUGGAAAGAUGAAUUUGGUAGCAGAGUAUAAAGAGAAAUUCUCUAUGUUUGAACAUGUUUAAUGCAUGGAUCUCAUGGUCGUAGAUAAGUGAAUGAUUCACUAAUAUUUGUAUGACCGUUUUCUCGACAUGGUAUGAUUAUAGAAGUACUCUGCAAAUACGCUUAACUGUUUUUCAAUUAGAACCACAAUUGUCCGCUUAUACGAGCAAACACGUGUCGUUUCUAUUGCUUCACCCAGUUUUCAGGAUUAUGUAUUUUCAAAAAAAAAGUAAAAUUUGCCACUAUAUUCAAAAUUCUAUUUAAUCUUCAACUUGGAUCUUUGUGUUGUAGGUUAUAUAUCAAGCGAUGGUAGGUCAGAUUGUAAAUGUUAAUUGCAGAUCUUAAAAAAUGAUAGAAAAGUGGCCUUGAAAGUCGAAAUUAUUCAUCACAGUGUUCGUCGUACGAUGUAGAUACACCUACGUUUUCUCUACGCGAUUUUAUUCAUGUGGGAAAUAAUAGCAACACGAAGGAAGGUAACGCAAACAAAAUACCUUGUAUAUUACAAUGUGUUAUAAAUUUAUAAAAAUAGGUAUCUUGUUUAUAUUUGUAAAACAUGUAUUUCGAGCAAAUGUGAGCAAAUGCCGUGAAUAUAUGAAUAUACAAGUUUGUAUAAACAUACAAUGAAAAAGAAGUUACAACCUCACCC